AUGGCGUCAGUGGCGUCGAGGGUCUUCGCUAUCACUGGUGGAGCAUCUGGCAUUGGUGCAGCGACUGCUAGUCUACUUGCUCGUCGAGGAGCGGCCGGUAUAUGCGUGGGUGAUAUCUCAAACCAGCAUUUUGGCUGCCUAGAAGAGGACAUCCGAAGAAUAAACCCCUCAACUAGACUAUGUUGCACCAUUCUCGAUGUCACAUCUUCAGCGGAAGUAGACAGAUGGAUUCAAAGCGUCGUCGUCACUUUUGGUAACCUCCACGGAGCCGCUAAUAUUGCGGGCAUCGCACAGGGUGGAGGCAUGCGAGAAACUCCGACCAUCUUACUGGAGAAGAAUGAAGAAUGGCAUAAGAUCAUGCGUACCAACCUCGAUGGUAUAUUCUACGCGACCAGGGCUGAAGUGCGGGCGAUGAACGACCUGCGUGGAAGUUCGAUAGAUCGUAGCAUUGUGAAUGUGGGAAGCAUUGCGGGCAUGUAUCAUGAACCAGAUGUUUAUGCGUAUGGAACUUCCAAAGGCGCCUGCUCUUACUUCACCAAAUGUGUGGCCAAGGACGCAUUUCCAUCCGGCAUCCGAGUAAAUAACGUGUCUCCAGGGAUCACUGUGACUGCAUUGUUGCCACAGUUCAAUCCAAAAGCGAAGACAAUAGAUGAGGUCAAAGAUUUGUACAUGGACGAAGGAUUCUCACUUUUGCAGCCGGAUGACGUGGCGCGGACUAUUGUGUGGCUAUUGAGUGAGGACUCGCGACCAGUGCAUGGUGCUGAUAUCAACGUGGGGGCUUCUAUGCCCUGA
This is a messenger RNA of Penicillium malachiteum, 792 nucleotides long. RefSeq names its product chanoclavine-I dehydrogenase easD (gene fgaDH). The transcript is spliced from 2 exons. The coding region runs from base 1 to 792 and encodes 263 amino acids. NCBI's taxonomy places the organism in Eukaryota, Fungi, Ascomycota, Eurotiomycetes, Eurotiales, Aspergillaceae. The record is from RefSeq and is a predicted model, not a curated record.